Molecule: messenger RNA, 921 nt
Organism: Leptinotarsa decemlineata (Colorado potato beetle)
Lineage: Eukaryota; Metazoa; Arthropoda; Insecta; Coleoptera; Chrysomelidae
Product: G1/S-specific cyclin-D2
Source: RefSeq, a predicted model, not a curated record
CAGAACCGAGCUUGAUCCAAACGGCCCCUUCGGUCAUCGCUGCGUCCUGCCUGUGUUCUGCAGUACGAGGCUUGAAGCUGCCCUCGACGAACCAAGCUAUCAGUGACAUCUGUGGCAUCUUGAACGUCAACCCUUCUUCAAUCGAAUAUCUGGUCACGGUAAUCGAUGAUGCAGUGGCCAAAGUGUCUACCGCCAAGACGGGAACGAAGCCAGCCCAGGGGUACGAAUGUCCGCAGUAUGGACAGCCCGAGACGCCGACGGAAGUAGAGGUCAUCUACUUCUAAUCGUUGCGCUUGUAUACUUAGUUAUCGUUUUGCUGGAAGAGCGAUUUUGUUUGUGUUAUUUAUUUUUUAAAUUGUUUUAUCGAUGAAGUUUGAUGUGUUAAAACUGUAUAACCAAAAAUUUUUUUUGAAGAAUCUCUGAUCUCUCACGUACCAGUUAAAUUCGUAGUUUAGGGUUUAUAUCCUUGAUUUCAUCAAGAUGUAAAUUAUUGAUCUCAAAUAUUAUUAAUUUUAAAUCUCACUUGGUGAUGCUAAGCUGCGUGUUUUGUGCUGUCAUCGUUUUUAGUAUUACACAUGAAUCUAAUUCUGUGAUCCGAUGAACCUCUCUUUAAAUUUUUGCUAAAUUGCUGUUUUCGGACAAGGAAGAAGAAAAACGUUUUUGGAAUUACUUUUUAGUUGCUGGGUUUGUUAUCUAGUCUCUAGCUGUCUUUUAUGUUAUUUUCUGCAUCCUAGAAUAAUAUAAUGAUUUUUCUGACUAGUUUUUCUCGUAGGCAUUAUGUUAUUCGGGGAUGAUUACUUAAUAAAUGUAAAUUAUUUUAAGACCAAAGUUUGUAUGAAAGUUAGUUUCUAACAAUAUUUAUUUUUAUAAAAAUUGACGCCGUCAAUUGACUGUACAUAUUUUUUUAAUAAACUAUAUUCU